GCGACGCUACCAGAGCAGGACUCCCCCUUCGAUGCGCUGUCGAAGGCCAUCGAGGAUAAGAACGUGGAGAUGGAGAUGAUCGAACAGGAAACGAAGAGCCUCAUCAAGCUGAAGUGCGACAUCGAGGCGGAGGUUGACAAGGCCAAGAAGGACCUCGCGGAGGCGCAGGAGGAAAAACGGCAGGCGUUGGCCGACAUUCCCAUGGCGCAGCGCGAGGCCAUCAGGUCGAGGGUCGCAGCGAAGGAGAAGUUGGCCAAGGAGACUCAGAACCUGAUCGAUACGAAGGCGCAGCUGGAGAAGGAUAUCGAGGACCACCGUGCAAAGCUAGCCGAGGAGGAGGCAGAGACCGACGCUGCUUGGAACACGAUCGAGAAUUCCAGGCAGACGACGCUGACGUGGAUCCAGGAGCAAGAGACAGCUGUCCAAAACUUAGAGGAGCGCAAAGCCAAGCUUGAUGACGAGUGCGACGACCUGGACGCUGAGAAAAAGCAGCUCGAGCAGGAGAAAGACGACCUUAUGAAGCAGAUUGACGAGAAGCGAAACCCAACCCUGGGGAACCCACCUCAAGAGAAACUCGAGCUGGAGCAGGAGAACAGCAAGUUGGCGACUGAUAUUGCCGAGAAGAAAGAGACAUUGAAGAAACUCCAGGAAGACAUCAACCGCGCGGAGAUCAUGCUGGAGGAGCUCGAGGGGAAGCGCAAAGUGGCUCAGGAGGCGGUCGACGAGGUUUUGGCGAGCGCCCCCUUCAGCGGCAGGACCCCAGCAGACCUUGCUUUCAAUGGCGGCAGAGGCGACACCCAGUCGUUGAUGGGUGCUACGAGCGACGGCGGCAGCGUGCAGGGCAAGGCUGCUCCGCUGUCGGCGCUGGAGCAGGCGCGCGCGAUGUUGAACAUGCAGAGCGGGAGCAUGAGGCAGAAGUUGACCGAGACUGGUGCUUCGAACGGUUCCGCCAGCUUCCCUCGCACUUCGAGCUCGUCGGGGGCGAGCGCGGUGCCAGGCGCGCCCAGUCCAGCGCAGCGCGACUCGCUUGCCGACCAGACGCCCGACAAGGUCAGCGAGGUUAUGCAGAACCUGGCGCACAUCACCGACGGCAUCGACAAGAGCACGCUGGUGAAGCCAGCAGCAGAGGAGAAAGGCGUCGUGGAGUGGGCCAGUGCGACACCGCGCCAUGAGCGCGGGGACAUGGAGCUCAAAGCUUACCAGGACAGCAAUUUCAAGAACCCGUUCGAGAUGCGGUCGGCGCUCGGCAACCGCCUGUCGCGCCAGCUCCAGAACCCAACGACGGACAGUCAGAAGGAGUUUAAGAAGCGGUGGGACUUGGCGACCAACAAGGACGCUUUGAAAACGGAGUGGGCUGAGAAACAAAUCCAAGGGUUGAUCGAAGAGAAGAAGGUGACCACCAGGGAGACGGAGGAUGAGCUCACCAGCCGAGGAAAGCCCGUCACCUUUCUUCGGAUGUUGUACGAGGUAGGCGGCCCAGCGGGGCAGACGGACCCCGAGACGAUCGCUGGGUGUUCGCUUGCAUGUCAGCAAUGCCUGGAGAUGGGCUGGCCGUGCGUUCAGCUCGACGACAAGACGAACAUCGUGAAGUACAUGCACUUCGAGAACGAGUACAAGGAGGCUUUCAGGACGCGGUAUUCCUUAAUCAAGGAGCAGAGCGACAGGGCGCCCCCGACGGCGCCCAGCGUUGGCGGCGGCGGCGGAGACCUUCCGCGCCCAGAUCCUCCGAAGCCCAGGCCGACGCCGCAACCGAAGCCUGAGAGCAGUCAAGCACUACAGACGGCAUCCAAGCACGUCAAGGAAGUGAAGAUGGUCCUCUCGUCCGCUCAGGCGAUCUUGACGACCAUCGACAAUGAGACGGAUUGGGCCUGGGCUAAAACGCCAGACGUGAGAGGUUCCAUCAGUGCGUUGCUGGAUAGUCUCAGCGCUGGCUUGAACAACAACAAGCUGGGCACCAUGCUGAUGCGAGGCAUGGACAACGCGAAGGUUUCCAAGUUGUUCGACUCCGCGGACAUGAUCACCCUCUCUGCGAACCUGCUGUCGACCACCAAGGACGCCUUCGAGGGGCGG
Molecule: messenger RNA, 2070 nt
Organism: Prorocentrum cordatum
Lineage: Eukaryota; Dinophyceae; Prorocentrales; Prorocentraceae
Source: the annotation of a GenBank genome assembly